AUGUCUGAGGAGGUUCAUGCUGAGGGAAGCGUGAAGCCAGGUAGCACCGAGGCAAGACUUACUGAAUGUCCUCUCUGUUUACACCAGCUUAGAUGUUCGAGGUCCCUGCCAUGGUUUCAUACAUUUUGUGAAGAAUGUCUGAAGACAUCGAUCCUAAGUCAAAGGCAAGAUCCGAACGAGGAGUCCUCCUUCCAAUGCCCUGUGUGUGGAGUUGUUACACUGCCUGUAGACCCAAAACAGAAUCGUGAUGAGUGGGCCGCAGAGUUUGUAGCCAACAAACUUAUCAUCGAGCUGACGUCACAGAGCGACGGCGAUAGCAAGCAGUAUAACUGUUAUCCUUGUGGUAAAAAGGGACAGAAGGAUAUCGUUGCAACUGUCUGGUGGAAGGAGUUCAACAAAUAUCUCUGCGAUUCUUGUAAGAAGAACGAUCUGAUAUCCGAAGAUGACACUCUCGUUUCCAUUGACGCAGACUUCCUUCCUUCGUCUGCGCUUUGUUCCAAACACUCUACCGACGUCGAUAUGAUUUGUGAUGACCACCACAGCAUUUGCUGCCCGAAAUGUAUAGCUAUAGACCACAGGCGUUUUGAUACCAUUCACAAUUAUGCUGAUGUUGUCAAGAACAUGAGAACACCAUCGCAAAUGGAAAACACGCAGAAGAAACUACAAAAUGCCAUCGACGCAUUGACAUUGAUUGUCAAGGAUAUGAAAUCCCGGAUUCAGGAACUUCUCGGGGAUAGGGACAGUUUCAUAGAUAAUGUAAAACAGUUACGGGCGAAAAUAGAAGAGCAACUAAACAAGUUACAGAAAGCGUUAUCCGAUGAAGCUCAUGCUGUCUUCAAUGACAAAAAGCAAGAACUUGACGGUGUCAUACGGAAAUGUGAGCUGAUGAAAGGGUGCAUAAUGACGACAAAGAGCAUGACAGAGACGGAACAAAUUAACAAAAACGACAUGCACAUGGUUCGCACGUUUCAGAAGGGAGAGAUUGAGAUCGAGGCUGGUCGUAGACUAGUGCAGGAGCUAGCAGAACCUUAUCUCACAAGGUCGAACAGACCAAAACAGACGAGGACUACAACGACAGACGGAGAAACUCUGAGGACGAGAACACCGAAAAGGGAGAAGAAAUGGCUCUGUUGUUGUCAGCAUUGUCGUUAG
Mizuhopecten yessoensis (Yesso scallop) is the source of this 1152-nucleotide messenger RNA. RefSeq names its product E3 ubiquitin-protein ligase TRIM33-like. The record is from RefSeq and is a predicted model, not a curated record. The transcript has a single exon. Gene Ontology annotation, biological process: positive regulation of DNA-templated transcription. Gene Ontology annotation, molecular function: ubiquitin-protein transferase activity. Gene Ontology annotation, cellular component: nucleoplasm; chromatin. Lineage: Eukaryota; Metazoa; Mollusca; Bivalvia; Pectinida; Pectinidae. Bases 1 to 1152 code for a protein of 383 amino acids.